Pantherophis guttatus is the source of this 936-nucleotide messenger RNA. RefSeq names its product olfactory receptor 10P1-like. The record is from RefSeq and is a predicted model, not a curated record. NCBI's taxonomy places the organism in Eukaryota, Metazoa, Chordata, Lepidosauria, Squamata, Colubridae. Gene Ontology annotation, biological process: G protein-coupled receptor signaling pathway. Gene Ontology annotation, molecular function: olfactory receptor activity; G protein-coupled receptor activity. Gene Ontology annotation, cellular component: membrane.
AUGAAAACAGACAACCACUCCUGUCUCACCGAAAUUGUCCUCUUGGGUUUCUCGGAUUUCCAGACUUGGCAGGAACUUUUGUUUUCCCUCAUUCUAAUAUUUUACCUCAUAGCCUUGAUGGGCAACAGCCUGGUUUUACUCCUCACCAUUUCUAGUCCUACCCUUCACACCCCAAUGUACUUCUUCCUCUGGAACUUGUCCUUUUUAGAAAUUGGCUACACCUCCUCUAUCAGCCCAAAGAUGCUAGUGAAUUUAUUAUCAGAAAGACAAACUAUAUCAUUUUGGGCCUGUGGAUGUCAAAUGUAUUUCUUCCUUCUCUUUGGUGUCACCGAGUGUUGUCUUCUUUGUGUCAUGGCAUAUGACCGCUAUGUUGCUAUUUGCAAACCUUUGCAAUACCCCUGUAUCAUGAAUUACAGGGAAUGUGCUAUACUUGCUGCUCUGUCAUGGGCCACUGGUGUUUUUGUAGGUUUGGGGUACUCGGUUUUAAUCUUCACCUUUCCUUUCUGUGGUUCAAAUCAAAUUAGCCAUUUCUUCUGUGACCUUAUGCCUGUUCUGAGGCUGGCAUCUACCUAUACCUACAAAAAUGAGGUGGCCAUUUCUACAUUAACAGUGCUAGCUGACUUGAUACUCUUUUUGCUCAUCCUUUAUUCCUACAUCCUCAUCAUCUCAACUAUUCUCAUGAUGCCACUGGCCAAGGACAGGCGCAAAGCCUUCUCCACUUGUUCCUCACAUCUCACUGUGGUCUGCAUUUUCUAUGGAACUAUCAUUUUUACUUACCUUCGUCCCAACUCAGCAGAUUCUGUGGACAGUAACAGGAUUUUUGCCCUGCUCUACACUGUGGUGACCCCAAGUUUGAACCCCAUCAUUUACAGCUUGAGGAACAAAGAGAUAAAAGCUGCUUUCAUGAAAUCAAUAAGAAAGAACCAGUCUUCCUAA